Protopolystoma xenopodis is the source of this 841-nucleotide messenger RNA. NCBI's taxonomy places the organism in Eukaryota, Metazoa, Platyhelminthes, Monogenea, Polystomatidea, Polystomatidae. The record is from the annotation of a GenBank genome assembly.
GACCGAAGGAGAUUACCUCGGAAACAGCGUCAACAUGAAUCUUUCAGUGAAGCCAAUCGACAGCUGCUCAAGAGGAAUUCACUGUCCUCUUUUGGUGGAACCGACCUUUGAAUCUAUUCACCCAACACUUUCACUCGGACUGAAAUACUUGAUUUUACAUAAAAAAGAUUAUCAAUCGAUUUCUCCUCAUGUUACAAAGCAAAGCUACCCUGAUGGCUCUAUAAGGGUUGUUAAAAUUAACCAGCCUCAAUUAAUAAAAUUCUGUAAUAAUAAAAUCAGUACGGCGAAGUAUAGUUUCGCAACCUUUAUCCCAAAAUUUCUAUUCGAACAGUUUAGGAGAUAUGCAAACAUAUUCUUUUUAAUCAUCGCAUUGCUUCAGCAAAUACCAAAUGUUUCUCCAACUGGAAGAUAUACCACAGCUGUUCCAUUGGCAAUAAUUCUCACCGUAUCUGCGAUCAAAGAAAUCGUUGAGGAUUUUAAAAGGCAUAAAGCUGAUGUCUCUACGAACAAUAGUGAAGUACAAGUUCUUGAUGGAACUACUUGGAAAACUGUGCGCUGGUGCCAAGUUCUUGUCGGAAACAUCGUCAAAGUUACGAAUCAGCAUUCAAUUCCGGCGGACUUGGUCCUACUUGCCUCUAGCGAACCAGAAGCGAUGUGUUACGUAGAAACAUCUAAUUUGGACGGGGAGACAAAUCUAAAACUAAGACAGGGUCCUUCGCUGACAAGUAACUUAUUGACAGCCCAAGAGUUGAAUGGAUUUCGUGGCCAGAUAGAAUGUGAGCUACCUAAUAGAAAGCUUGACGAAUUUGUCGGAAACUUACGAACUGUCAACGGCGUGUAG